This is a messenger RNA of Arvicola amphibius (Eurasian water vole), 1354 nucleotides long. It is a transcript of the gene Actrt3, whose product is annotated as actin related protein T3. The record is from RefSeq and is a predicted model, not a curated record. The coding region runs from base 191 to 1306 and encodes 371 amino acids. The transcript is spliced from 2 exons. NCBI's taxonomy places the organism in Eukaryota, Metazoa, Chordata, Mammalia, Rodentia, Cricetidae.
UGAGCUUUCCUAUGUUUCGCGAGGGAAGCCCGGUUUUUUGGUGUUCAGGUUGCGCUGAGACUCAGCCUAGAGAAGCGGCCGCACGGCCAGCGGGUGGCUGGGUCCUCUGUGACGCUGCGUUUCGGGUGUAGGACCUGGCAUAGGCCGGGAGGGGCGGCCCCGAGGCCGCAGAGGCAGCUGCGCCGGCGACAUGAGCGGCUACCAGCCACCGGUGGUGAUCGACAGUGGCUCGGGAAUGAUCAAGGCGGGCCUGGCUGGGACCCGGGAGCCUCAGUUCGUUUACCCGAACAUUCUGGGCCGGGCCAAGAGCCACAACACUGCAGUGGACUGCGCGGUGGAGCUGUGUGUGGGUGACCAAGCUCAGGAGCGCAGGAGCUUCCUGUCCAUCAGCUAUCCGGUGGACCGGGGCCUCAUUUCUUCCUGGGGGGACAUGGAGAUCAUGUGGAAGCAUAUCUAUGACUAUAGCCUAAACCUGAAGCCCAGGGAUGGCCCGGUCUUGGUUACUGAGCCUGCGCUGACCCCGCUGGUGGACCGGCAGCACAUCUCUGAAGUGUUCUUUGAGAACCUGGGCGUCCCUGCCUUCUAUCUGUCUGUCCAGGCUGUGUUGGCACUCUUUGCUGCCGGCUUCACCACUGGCCUGGUGCUGAAUUCAGGUGCUGGGAUUACUCAGUGUGUGCCGGUCUUUGAGGGUUACUGUCUACCUCAUGGUGUAAAACAGCUCGAUGUGGCGGGACUCGACCUCACCAGCUACCUCAUGAUGUUGUUGAAGAACGAUGGCAUCAUGCUGCUUAGAACUGGGGACAGAAAGAUUGUGGCGGACAUUAAGGAGAAUAUCUGUUACGUGGCGAUGAACUAUGAGGAGGAAAUGGCCAAGGAAUCUGGCCUAGAGAAAAUGUACACACUGCCUGAUGGGAAGACUAUCAAGCUCCAUAACCAGGUCUUCCGUUGCCCAGAGGCCCUCUUCUCGCCAAGGCUUCUGAAUGUUGACGCGCCUGGCAUUGAUAAGAUGUGUCUCAGCAGCAUCAUGAAUUGCGACACGGAUCUCAGGAAUGCCUUCUUCUCCAAUAUUAUCCUUGCUGGAGGGUCCACCACUUUCCCUGGUUUAGACAAACGAUUGGUUAAGGAUGUGGCGAAGAUGGCACCGGCCAAUACCCCUGUGCAGGUUAUCGCUCCCCCAGAGAGGAAAAUAUCCGUGUGGAUGGGAGGGUCUAUUCUUGCAUCCUUGUCUGCCUUCCAAGACAUGUGGAUCACUGCUGCAGAAUUUGAAGAAGUUGGACCCAAUAUAGUACACCAAAGAUGCUUCUGAAAUGCAGACAAAAAAUGAGUAAAACAUUUUUGAGUGUACACAACAAAA